UGAUAUUUCAACAUCUUAGAAAGCUAGCACUGGUAAGAUUUCAGAAUCACUUUGUCCACUUCUGCAAUCUUUCUCUCUUGAUGAACAUUCAACCAUAGCAGAUAAAUUUGCACUAAUAUGCCUUAUAUAUUGCACAUAUUAUAGAGAGAAAAUAAGGCCCUUACUUGUGUGUCCACAUUAUGAACCAGCAAGAGAAUCAAGACUUGGCUUCUUCCUUGCCUGCUCUUCCACGGUUAGAUCGCCUUGAUCGCCUAGUGCAGCUUCUGGAAGAGAAACAUGGGCUUUCAGGAAGAGAUACUGCCUUGAAGAAAGAGGAAGGAGAGGAGGAUGAGUCCAAGACUAAUCUAACUCUGUCCUCUGCUCUUGAAGAAGUUCAUCACAAAGGCACACUCAUGGAGCGACUAGCGCUACUUGAGACUCGAGUUUUGCAGUUAAGCCAGAUAAGCCUAGAUAUGGAUGAAGGAAACACGUCAAGGUCGAGCUCAUCAUCAGGGCAUGUUUCAAUUACAGUAGGCCAAGCCCAGGACGAAAAAUCAAAUCUCCAGGAUAGGAAAGGCCCUGAUCAUCUUGUAGUCGAGGAAAAAGGCUUGACUAAUGAAAUACCUUCGACAAAAAAGACAGAACAAAGUACUAUUACUAAUAAGAGUAGGAUUAAGAGAAGGAUAUCCCUCAGAAAAUUGCUUGGGUGGCUCCGACUGGGAUGUUAAACUAUGAUAUGUGAAUGUUUCGAACCAUUGUUAUAUAUGCCUUAAUUAAGCAGUUGGUUUAACAGGUUCGCUCUUUUUAUUUUUAUCUUAACUAAAGUACUCCCGGAAAAGUACAAGAGUGUGUCAAUUUACUCGCAAAGUUUAAGAGUGUAACUGCAAAUUUGGUGCAAGUUUAGGAGUGAAUUAUGUAUCAAACAACAUAUUAAUAUAAGAUGUUAUAAAUU
Molecule: messenger RNA, 931 nt
Organism: Lycium ferocissimum
Lineage: Eukaryota; Viridiplantae; Streptophyta; Magnoliopsida; Solanales; Solanaceae
Exons: 4
Coding region: 180-707 (175 amino acids)
Source: RefSeq, a predicted model, not a curated record